UUGAUGAUUGUUUGCUGCUCCGGGGUCCGUGAAAGCACCGAGCGCUGCGAUGAACCUCCACAAAGCCUGCUCUGCUCUCCCGCUGUAACCGCAGCUAACGUCUCCUUCUCAGGCAAACUUUGGAUACCGCUCCGCUCCCAGCUUAGCCGCCAGGGCCGGAGAGGAGCUGUGAGCAGGAACAGUAAGAGAAAGGAGCUGAAAAGCUGCUUGUGAAAGCACAAGAGUACUGAAAAGCACACUGUAUGCACCAUGGCGUCUAAACCUCCUGCUCCUCUAAUGAAGAAGCACAGUCAGACGGACUUGAUAAGCCGUCUGAAGAGCCGGAAGAUCCUUGGAGUCGGUGGCGAGGACGACGAUGGCGAAGUGCACCGCUCAAAGAUCAGUCAGAUGCUCGGAAAUGAGAUGAAGUUUGCAGUGCGAGAGCCUGUCGGGCUGAGGGUGUGGAUACUCCUCUCUGCAGUGGGUUUCACAGCUAUGGCUGUGAUGGCCCUGGUGUUUCCCAACCAACUAUAUGAGGUUGUUUUUGAGGAGGAGCUCUCCACUACUAACAUCUCUGUUCGCCUUUACGGAGGAGCAUUACUGAGCCUGUCCCUCAUCAUGUGGAACGGACUCUACACAGCAGAAAAGGUCAUCAUCCAGUGGACUCUGCUCAGUGAGGCUUGCUACUUUGCUGUUCAGUUUCUAGUGACGUCCAUCACUUUAGUGGAGAUCGGCAUCCUUCCCAACGCCGCCAUGCUGCUUCUCCUCAGUCGAGUACUCUUCUUGCUGGUCACCAUGGCUUACUACUACCACCUGGGCCGUAAGCCAAAGAAGAUCUGAGCUGACUGUGUGAUAACUUCCAGGGUGGGGACAGUUAAGCACAGAUCACAAAUGCGGGGCCAGAAGGUUUGGAUUAUGAUUUGAUUGGGGCUCGGAGCAUUA
Molecule: messenger RNA, 921 nt
Organism: Oreochromis niloticus (Nile tilapia)
Lineage: Eukaryota; Metazoa; Chordata; Actinopteri; Cichliformes; Cichlidae
Gene: tp53i11b
Product: tumor protein p53 inducible protein 11b
Exons: 8
Coding region: 250-819 (189 amino acids)
Source: RefSeq, a predicted model, not a curated record